AGCUGUUUUGCUGUCACUGCUGCACAUGAAAACAAACGCAGGCAGAGAGGUGGCACAGACAAUUCACCUCAAAACGAAAAAAGUAUUGCAUUUUAUUUAAAUUAUUAAAAUAAAACGGAUAUAAAAUGAUUAAAUCAUUAAUUUUAGAUUUAGGUCGACUUAGGCUUACUCCACUGGCUGUUACACAAGUGCGCGAAAAGGGUCAAUUGAGUAGACCGCAUCUAAGGAAUCCAACAUGGUUUCUACGCAAAGAGCGCAAGAUGCGCGAUAACCAUGUCACGUCGGAAAACAAAUCAUUUGUUCAGGAAAUCGUACAAGAUAAAUAUGGUCCUCCAGCUCUCAUAAAAGGUGUAGCCACAUAUGAUCAAAGCAAACGCGAAGAAUUGGUUAAAACGGAGAAAAUUGAAAGUGAACCCUGGACAACGGCUUCUCGGCGCACCGGUGUAAUUGCCCGUAAAAUUGGUCAAUAUCCUUUGUGGUUGAAGAAUGGUGAAAGAAUACGCACCACCCUAUUGCAAAUUGUUGAUAAUCAUGUCGUUAAGUAUAUACCACCGGAAUUGUAUAAGCCAGCCCAAGUGCCAAGUGUGGCCAAAUUGAAUAGCUAUGGCUGUUUGCUGGUGGGUGCCGAAAGCUGUGAUCCCUCCACACUAACCAAAGAAUAUUGUGGCCUCUUCAAGGAUUCCGGUCUAUUGCCCAAGAAACAUUUAGUACGUUUCUUGGUUAGCCCAAAUGCUGCCAUACCUGUGGGAACACCCUUGAAUGUCACACAUUUUAGGGUGGGAGAUUAUGUAGAUGUUAGAGGGAAGACUGUCGAUCAUGGUUUCCAAGGCGUGGUUAAACGUCACGGCUUCAAGGGUAUGCCUGCUUCUCAUGGUGUGACCAAAACCCAUCGUCGUCCCGGUAACAUUGGUGGUGGUGGUGAAAAGGGCCGUGUUUGGCCGGGUACCAAACUUCCCGGUCACAUGGGCAACAGAUGGCGCAUUUCCAAGGGUCUGCGUAUCUGGCGCAUAAAUACCAAAUACAAUGUCAUGUGGGUUAGCGGUAGUGCCAUUCCCGGCUCCACCAAUGGCCUUGUCUAUAUUUACGAUACAAUUUUGCCACUGCGUAAACACAAAACAGCACCACCAUUCCCCACCAUGUUCGAUCAAACACUGGAAGGCCCCGAUGACAUAUGGUUUGAUGCCGUACACAAUUUCAAAGAUGAAACCAUAACAUUUCAGCCAGAGGAAUAGUUAAAUGCCAGGCUUUGCUUUGCUCUACGUUAGUUUAUUAUAAUCACACUUUUUUGUUAAACAGAAAUAAAACAUAAAACUUAUUAUUUAAGAAAUUUAA
Musca domestica (house fly) is the source of this 1332-nucleotide messenger RNA. RefSeq names its product large ribosomal subunit protein uL3m (gene mRpL3). Gene Ontology annotation, biological process: translation. The coding region runs from base 126 to 1232 and encodes 368 amino acids. Lineage: Eukaryota; Metazoa; Arthropoda; Insecta; Diptera; Muscidae. The transcript has 4 exons. The record is from RefSeq and is a predicted model, not a curated record. Gene Ontology annotation, cellular component: mitochondrial large ribosomal subunit; ribosome. Gene Ontology annotation, molecular function: structural constituent of ribosome.